AUGGCUCGCAAGUUCUUCGUCGGAGGAAACUGGAAGAUGAACGGCGAUUUCGCCUCCGUCGAUGGAAUCGUCGCUUUCCUCAACCAAUCCGCCGACAACUCCAACGUCGACGUCGUAGUCGCGCCACCAGCUCCAUACUUGGCGUAUGCCAAAGCCAACUUGAAGGCUGGAGUGCUCGUUGCUGCCCAGAACUGCUACAAGACAGCAAAAGGAGCAUUCACCGGAGAGAUCUCGCCAGCCAUGAUUAAGGAUCUCGGAUUGGAAUGGGUCAUCCUUGGCCAUUCUGAGCGUCGCCACGUCUUCGGGGAGAGUGAUGCCCUGAUCGCCGAGAAGACUGUCCACGCUCUUGAGUCUGGAAUCAAGGUUAUCUUCUGCAUUGGAGAGAAACUCGAGGAGCGUGAAGCUGGACACACAAAGGACGUGAAUUUCCGUCAGCUCCAAGCCAUCGUUGAUAAGGGAGUCAGCUGGGAAAAUAUCGUGAUCGCCUACGAACCAGUGUGGGCCAUCGGAACCGGAAAGACUGCAUCGCCGGAGCAAGCUCAAGAGGUCCAUGAAUGGAUCCGUGCGUUCCUCAAAGAGAAGGUCUCUCCAGCCGUGGCGGAUGCCACCCGCAUUAUCUACGGAGGAUCCGUGACUGCCGAUAACGCCGCAGAGCUCGGAAAGAAGCCAGACAUUGACGGUUUCCUGGUCGGUGGAGCCUCGUUGAAGCCUGAUUUCGUCAAGAUCAUCAACGCCAGAUCUUAA
Caenorhabditis briggsae is the source of this 744-nucleotide messenger RNA. RefSeq names its product Protein CBR-TPI-1 (gene Cbr-tpi-1). Gene Ontology annotation, biological process: glycerol catabolic process; gluconeogenesis; glycolytic process. The transcript has 3 exons. NCBI's taxonomy places the organism in Eukaryota, Metazoa, Nematoda, Chromadorea, Rhabditida, Rhabditidae. Gene Ontology annotation, molecular function: triose-phosphate isomerase activity. Gene Ontology annotation, cellular component: cytosol. The record is from RefSeq and is a predicted model, not a curated record. The coding region runs from base 1 to 744 and encodes 247 amino acids.